CAGUGAAACUGUCCCCUUUUGCUUUGGCGGCUCAGCAAAAGAUUUCUCCCUCCCUCCAUUUCCUUUCAUUGCUCCCACACCUUCGCCUCCCCUUGCUACAGAAACCCUAGAUAUUCUCCACUCCUCCAUAUUUCCCGCUCUCGGUUCACAUAGUUUUCUCGAAUCUUGCGCUUCUUGAUUCGAUUCCUCACUCCAUCUCCGACGAUGGAGGUUACACUAACGAGUGCCGCCGCCGCCACCUCCUCGACCAAGCAAGUAGAACAGCAGCAGCAGCAGCAGUUCGCUUUGGCUUCCCUGACUGACCUUACCUCUUGCUGUUCUUCUUCUUGUGUAGCUUCUGCGUCGUCGACUUCUUUCCCGGCAGUUGCGACGUUUUCCGCCGAUGACGGAGUCGCCGAGCUGCGAUUCCGCCGAGAGUCCGAUUCGGACGGCGGCGUUGUCAAUGUUGAUCUAACGACCGCUCAGUUAUGGAAGCUGGGGCCAACGCAGGCGGUUUGCAUAUUCGAUGGUUCGGAUUGUGAUUCGAAUGAAGAGAAAUAUUCAAAGGGAGUCUCUGUUCAGUUUAGAAAUGAGGAGGAAAGCAGGAUCUUCCAUUGUGCAUUUGAGCAAUGGAAGAAAGGAAUCGUGACUCAAGGAGAAUCUUUGCCUAAUGGAACAUUGAGUAGUAAAAGCAAGUUUGAUGACAAGAUAGAGCCUUCAUCAGCAAAAAUGUAUUUCCAUUAUUAUGGACAGUUACUACACCAGCAAAAUAUGCUCCAGGACUAUGUCAGGACAGGAACAUAUUAUGCUGCAGUCAUAGAGAAUCGUGCAGAUUUUUUUGGUCGUGUGGUGGUAGAUGUUGGUGCUGGUAGUGGUAUCUUGUCAUUAUUUGCCGCUCAGGCUGGGGCAAAGCAUGUCUAUGCUAUUGAAGCAUCUGAGAUGGCAGACUAUGCCACCAAGCUUAUUGCUGGCAAUCCAGCACUUGGCGAGAGGAUUACGGUAAUAAAGGGUAAAGUAGAGGAAGUCGAGUUGCCAGAGAAAGCGGAUAUUCUGAUCUCUGAACCUAUGGGUACCUAUCAUACACUCGUGAAUAUUUCCUUGUAGUUGUGCAUUCAUAAAUUCAUUGAUAUGUCUUGAAUACAUUUACCUGCACAUUAAUUUUAUAUUUGUUAUUAACAUAAAUUCCUUUCCUUUUGGAGCUGGGAAAAGAUCCUUGUUAGCUAAAUGAUGAAUGCCUUUGAAAAGGCUACAAAUUUAAGAUUUCUGAAGUUCCAUUGAUACUUCAUAGUCAUACAUGUUCUGUUUUUAGAAAAUAAUUAUUGGAUGUGGCUUGUAGGAACGUUGCUGGUGAAUGAAAGAAUGUUGGAGACGUAUGUUAUUGCAAGAGAUCGGUUUCUUGCUCCCACAGGAAAAAUGUUCCCAUCUGUUGGCAGGAUACAUAUGGCUCCUUUCAGCGAUGAGUAUUUGUUUGUUGAAGUUGCUAAUAAGGCCCUUUUCUGGCAGCAGAAGAACUACUUUGGUGUUAAUCUAACACCCCUGCACGAAUCUGCUUUCCAGGGUUACUUUUCUCAGCCUGUUGUAGAUGCAUUUGAUCCAAGGCUAUUAGUAGCUCCCGCGACGUAUCAUGUGCUAGACUUUGCUCAGAUGAAGGAAGAGGAUUUGUACGAAUUAGAUAUCCCCUUGAAAUUCACAGCCUCUGUUGGCACUAGAGUGCAUGGACUAGCUUGUUGGUUUGAUGUCUUGUUUAAUGGAAGUACCGUGCAACGGUGGCUUACUACUGCCCCUGGUGCUCCGACGACCCACUGGUAUCAGCUUCGCUGUGUCCUGGCUCAGCCACUCUAUGUCAUGGCAGGGCAAGAAAUUACCGGCAGGCUUCAGUUAGUUGCACACAGUGCGCAGAGUUACACCAUCCAUCUCACUUUGUCAACUAAAAUGUGGGGUCCGGGUGCUGAACAAGGCGGAAUACUCCAGACCUCAUCAUGCAAACUCGAUCUGAAAGAACCAUACUAUCGAAUGUCUCAACCACAAGCUUACGCAAUGCCUCAGGAACCGCAACCUCAACAAUUCAUCCCUACACAGCUGCAGGAUGUACACAUUCAAGCAGAUGACCUAGAUGAUACAGAUUUGAUACAGCCGUUGCAGAAUUUGGAAGCUCAGCUCCCAUAG
Linum tenue is the source of this 2145-nucleotide messenger RNA. The record is from the annotation of a GenBank genome assembly. NCBI's taxonomy places the organism in Eukaryota, Viridiplantae, Streptophyta, Magnoliopsida, Malpighiales, Linaceae.